UUUGUCAGCUGCAGUGUGUGUGUGUCUGUGUGUAUGUGUUAGUGUGGACGACGAACGGCGUGCGCGUGUGAAUUUAUUUAUUGGAAACCUUCUGAACUUAAUUAUUUUGCACUAAAUAAUAUUUAAGGCAGCUUUUGCUAAAACCACAGGAAAACAGCCCUCUCCAGACUGUCACCAUGGUCGCUACAAGCACACUGAAGUGCAAAAGCAGCGAAUGUAUAUCAGAAUUGGUUGACCGAAGAUAUGACCAGGCUUGCAUUGAGAAAGAACUGGAUUUCUGGGAUCACUGCUUGGCUGAACCCCAGAGGAAUGCAGAUGUCACUGAAGACAGAACAUGUCAACAGCUGGCCAAGAUGUUUGAAAACUGCCUGUCACGAGCAAAGAAGACAACGCUGCACUGCUCCUCUGUGCUGGUACCAGAGAAGCUCACGCGGAGAAUAGCUCGUGAAGUCCUGCGGCUGGCGUCUUGCGAGCCCUGCGGCCUUCGAGGCUGCGUCCUCUACGUCCACCUGGAGCUGGAAAAGGGCUGCAAGCGGCUGGAGCGCAUCGUGUACGAUGCUACCGUGGUGCCCACAUUUGAGCUGACGCUUGUGUUCAAGCAGGACGGCGCUGCCUGGCCCAGUCUACGGGACUUUCUUUUUAUGGGAACCUGCUUUGCCCCAACUUUUAGGCACGUACUUAAACUGAGUCCAGGUUUCCGGCUCGUGAAGAAAAAACUGUACUCCUCCUCGGCUGGUACUGUGGUAGAGGAGUGCUGAAUAAUGGGAGGGGUUAGAGCGGGAUAUCGGGUUUCCUUUGGGUUUAGCACUUCUGCCCAAAUGUAUGUAAACGACACUCACGUGGUGUCAUAUUUUCUACAAUGUUUUUGUACAAUACUGUUAAUCAGUUCAACUAUUAGCAGCCAGUUGGUUCAGUUUAGAACUUGGGAUGUAAAGUUAAAAGCUUAUGUAUAAAUGAUCCUGAUAGUUCUGGGUUUGGCUUCAGUGUUUCUAAGUGCAUUUUUUAUCAGCAAAAUUGUAAGAUUCUGGAUGGGUUUCUAAUCCGAGCAUUUGUUGCUCAAACACAUUUUUCGAUUGUACAUUUUUGCCGAUGAAUGUAAAACCAUGUUCACAUCAACAUGUUUCAGAGGGACAUACUGUGGGUACACUUUUGUUAAAGACACUAGCCACUUUGUUGAUGCAUCUGUGUGUUUCCAGAUACAUUGAAUGUGUUCAGCAGCAGUAAACACACCUCAGCUUGAAUAGGAGUUAGUCUUUGGGGGCCAUAUGUAGCUUGUUGUGCAAUGCUGUGUUUUAGGGCUGCGGAUGUUUUUUGUUUUUUUUUUUUUUAAGACUGAAUGUCUUGUGAAGAUGCUGCUGUCAUGGUGUGGGCUUCUCACACUAGGGGAUUGUAGAUGCCUUAAAUGUUGUAGUUUUUUUUUCACUCAGAUCACAGCUAUGUGUGUGUUUAGUGUAAAUGUUUUAUUGCAUUUUUUAUUUUUAUACCCUCUCCCAGACACCUUUUUCAAUGCAGAGCCUUUAUAGAUUAUUAAAAAGAUGGUUCGCCCAAAUGUAAAAGCGUUUUUGUUUUUAUGUAAUUUGUUAACUUCUAGACGUGCAAAGAAAUUACCGGUGGUCCAGCACAUGUGAUUUUGGUGAAUUCCCUACAAUUUUUUUUAAAUUUUAUUUUUAAAUGCCAUUAGAACUUCCUGUUGAAGGAAACAAGGUCUUGUCUGCUAGACAAUAAAAAAUUGAAACCUUA
Messenger RNA from Plectropomus leopardus (leopard coralgrouper), 1740 nucleotides. Its product is annotated as DNA damage-inducible transcript 4-like protein. Gene Ontology annotation, biological process: negative regulation of signal transduction. The record is from RefSeq and is a predicted model, not a curated record. Lineage: Eukaryota; Metazoa; Chordata; Actinopteri; Perciformes; Serranidae. Gene Ontology annotation, cellular component: cytoplasm.